Molecule: messenger RNA, 717 nt
Organism: Geosmithia morbida
Lineage: Eukaryota; Fungi; Ascomycota; Sordariomycetes; Hypocreales; Bionectriaceae
Product: Pyridoxamine 5'-phosphate oxidase
Exons: 3
Coding region: 1-717 (238 amino acids)
Cellular component (GO): nucleus; cytoplasm
Source: RefSeq, a predicted model, not a curated record
AUGGACAAGAUCCCCUUGAACUAUGAGGCCUCUGAUGGCGACAUCAACAAGCAGACUACCGCUGCUCUGCCCAGCGAAGUGGCCCAGUGUCUUGAGAAUGCCCGGUUUCUUCACCUGGCUACCUGCACCGAUAAUGUGCCUCAUGUAGCUCUCAUGAACUAUACAUACCUUCCUUCGUCGCCGCACAACGACUCGCCCGUCAUCGUCAUGACGUCGAACCCUUCUUCCCGCAAGACGAUAAGCAUUCAGGCUAACCCGAACGUGUCCCUUCUUGUCCAUGACUGGGUCUCCCAUCGCCCCCCGACGCACCAGCGCCGACCGUCCGGCGGAUCGCCGGCCCCCGAGCCCCGCUCGAGCCUGGCCGAACUCCUCAUCAAUCUCAAUUCCUCGCAACUCUCCAGCAUCAGCGCUACCAUCGGCGGUGAGGCCCGCAUAGUGGAGGGAGGGUCCGAAGAGGAGCAGUACUUCCGUGCCCGCCACCUAGACAACCACACGUACGAGGAGGGUGUCCGGCUCAACCGCCAGGACCAGGGACAGGGGAGCAACGGCACCACCGAGAGCAGCAAUAGGGUCACCCACUUUGUUCCCGGGGAAGAAGUCAGUGUCAUCGUCGUCACCAUCAAGGACGCACGCAUCAGCGACUGGAAGGGUACCGUGAGGGACUGGGCUCUCGAGCCGCGGACCUCGACUGCUGCCGUGUCCAACGGAGCGUCGUGA